AUGGCAGCAAGCUAUUUCGGUUCGACAUCAUUUACCGCGUAUUUACUUCUCACCAACUUAAAAAACAUACAGGAGAUGCUUUUCAGUGCCCUAACCGACGUAUAUCAAGGACACAUUGAUGUACAUUUGCUUACGCCAGUGAAUGUGAUUAAGCAACUAAAUAUGAUUUCUGGCAGAUUACCAAAAACUUUAUCAUUACCUAUAGAUAACUUAGAACUAAACAUUAAAAAUUUAUACAAACUUAUUUACGCAAAGGCUCGAAUUACUGGCGAGUACUUUUUGCUUGAAGUGCACAUUCCAUUGGCGAGUCACGAAGACUACUCCUUAUAUCACAUCAUACCUUUACCCUUAAAAACAACAAAGUACAUGGCAGUUAACUUCGGAAAAAAUACAUACGUCAGCAUAACAGAAGAAAGAUUAGCGAACUGCAACGAACUCAGCAGCCAGCAUUGGAUCUGUAACUUAAACUUACCGGUUCAACACAUAGAAAAUACCAAUGCACCUUGUGAAAGGAAGUUAUUAAGUCAACAAACGAGUUCGCCCUGUAAUACAAGAAAUAUCAUAUGUGAAGAACGCUGGAUAGAAUUACAUACACAAAACACUUGGAUAGCGUUAUGUUGUGACUCAUGCACGUUACGCACCAUAUGCGAUAAAGACGUCACAACUCACGUUAUCAGUACAUCUUCUAUUGUGGUAUUAAAACAAGGAUGUCUUCUCCAAACGAAAACCUUCCUAAUACACUCUCGCAACAACUACAACAGCAAAGUGAAACUAGAACUUGACAUCCAGAUUCCACUCCUGAAUACGUCACUCAACGCAAUAAUCAGCACACAAAAAACUCCGCCGUUACAACUGUUUGAAGACAGGAACAUCGAUAUCGUCAAGAAAAAACUUGAACACAUCAAAAAUCACGAACAGCUUAUUAUGACAAUCACGGCGACCGACCUUCACCAAUUCACCAUUUGCUAUUUACUCCUAGCAUCUGCUAUUAUUGCAUUAAUAGUUUGGCUAGUCAAGAAAAAGGGUUACUGUGCCAGACGAGUGAAGGUUAGCCCCGCUAAGAAAGAUGCCGCGCGGCACUUAGCUCAAAGGGCUACCGAGACCUUAGAACAGACUCAGGCCCGUGAGAUUGUAGAUGCUGAGCGUCACACAGUUCAAAGGGCUGCCGAGACCUUAGGACAGACUCAGGUCCGUCUCAUUUUAGAUGCUGAGCAUCACGCAACUGAAAGAGCUGCUGAGACCUUAGAACAGACUCAGGCCCGACAGAUUUUAGAUGCUGAGCGACACGCAACUCUUUGA
Messenger RNA from Arctia plantaginis, 1299 nucleotides. NCBI's taxonomy places the organism in Eukaryota, Metazoa, Arthropoda, Insecta, Lepidoptera, Erebidae. The record is from the annotation of a GenBank genome assembly.